Hibiscus syriacus is the source of this 1071-nucleotide messenger RNA. Its product is annotated as phosphoenolpyruvate carboxykinase (ATP) 1-like. Gene Ontology annotation, biological process: gluconeogenesis. NCBI's taxonomy places the organism in Eukaryota, Viridiplantae, Streptophyta, Magnoliopsida, Malvales, Malvaceae. Gene Ontology annotation, cellular component: cytosol. Bases 1 to 1071 code for a protein of 356 amino acids. Gene Ontology annotation, molecular function: phosphoenolpyruvate carboxykinase (ATP) activity; ATP binding. The record is from RefSeq and is a predicted model, not a curated record. The transcript is spliced from 9 exons.
AUGCGAGCUGCUCGCCAACAGCUCCAGUCCAUCAGUGCAUCUUUGGCGUCUCUGACCCGAGGGACAGAGCCGAAAGUGGUGCGAGGAGAUCCGGCAGGGAAGGUUCAAGCAGUGGCACUCGUGGCGCACCACCACCAUGUGGAGGCACCAACGAUCGGCGUCAGUGACAGUUCCUUGAAAUUCACUCAUGUCCUCUACAAUCUCUCCCCUUCUGAGUUGUAUGAGCAGGCGAUAAAGUAUGAGAAGGGUUUUUUCAUUACAUCAACCGGUGCGCUGGCAACCCUAUCAGGAGCCAAAACCGGGCGGUCCCCAAGAGAGAAGAGGGUUGUUAUCGAUGACACCACCCAAAAGGAGCUUUGGUGGGGAAAGGGAUCACCCAACAUCGAAAUGGACGAGCACACCUUAAAGGUGAACAGAGAGAGCUGUCGAUUACUUGAAUUCCCUGGACAAAGUUACAGGUGUAUCCGACCCAGUCCUGAAGAGCUGGAGAAUUUUGGUACUCCGGACUUCACUAUAUACAAUGCUGGACAGUUCCCGUGUAAUCGUUAUACACACUACAUGACAUCCUCCCCUAGCAUAGACCUUAACCUUGCUAGGAGGGAAAUGGUCAUCCUCGGCACCCAGUACGCCGGGGAAAUGAAGGGUCUUUUCAGUGUCAUGCAUUAUCUCAUGCCCAAGCGUCAAAUCCUCUCCUUACAUUCUGGCUGCAAUAUGGGAAAACAUGGAGACGCUGCCCUCUUCUUUGGACUGUCAGGCACCGGUAAGACCACUCUGUAUACCGAUCACAACAGGUAUCUGAUUGGAGUUGAUGAGCACUGUUGGAGUGAUAAUGGUGUGUCGAACGUUGAAGGUGGUUGUUAUGCUAAGUGCAUUGAUCUUUCAAGGGACAAGGAGCCAGAUAUCUGGAAUGCCUUUAGUUUGGCACUGGCAAAAUUCUAUGGCUCUCUCUGGCCUUUGAUCAAACUACUGCAAAACAGUUUGUUGAAAAAUGUAGUUUUUGAUGAACAUACAAGGGAGGUGAUUACAACGACAAAUCAGUUACAGAGAACACUCGUGCAGCCUACCGAUUGA